CUUCUCUCAGAGGGGAUGAGUCCGGUGAUCAGUGGCUCAUCUGAUCUUCACAGAGCUCUUCAUGAGACAUGGUACUGACUGAUAAAACCUCCAGACCCCUUGCUGCCAAGAGGGUCCCCAAGCAGCGCACCCUGCCCCACCAGAGCCUGCCCUCCCCGGCCCUGUGCUGCGCCUGUGGCCUGUGCAUCAUGCUGGCCGGCAUCAACAUCACCCUGGUGGGGGCGUUCGCCUUUGGCACCUUCAUCCCCACCGGCAACCCCCCCAUCGUCAUCGGGCCCCUGCUCCUGCUGGUAGCCCUGGGUUUCUUCGCGGCCUGCUGUGUGGUCAGCAGGAGGCCCCCGACCCACAUGGCCCGCAAGGCCCCCGGGGGCGAGAAGUGGGGGCUGAUGCGGAUGGGGACGGCAGCGUUUGAGAUGGAGACGAGCGAGCACACGCUGCAGGACACCACGGCCGUGCAGCUCAGCCCCACCAACUCCCCCAGCUCCUCGCACAGGUCCGGCUCCAGCUCCAGCCAGGGGGGCCACGCCGCCGCCUCGCCACCUGCCUGUCAGGACGGAGCCAGGGAGAUGUGUGGCCCUGGAGACAAACCCUCCGUGACCUCUGCCAGCAGCUCUCCCACAAGGAUGCUCACAGCACUCCCUCUUCGUAGCCUGGACUGUUCACAGGAUGGAAGUGUCUGAAGUAAUUAACAGGACUGAUUGGCCUCUCCGUACAAAAGCCGACAGACCAAAUAUCUCCAUGACCUGCAGACUCUCAGGCUGCAGACUGUAAUGUGUUGUGCGAAAAACAUGUGUGGUGGUAACUUCUUCAGUGUCGCCCCUCAGCCCCAUAAUGUUAUUCAUUUUCCAGAAACAGGAGCAGGAGAGAUGAUGACACCUUAAUCCAAGUGCCUGUUUGUGUAUUUCUUGUUGUACAAUGCAUCGGAUGAAGGCAGAUUAUCGUGUGUUCUAGGUGGCGUGGAUCAAUUAUCAAUUUGUCACCGUACAGAGAGAAGAUGAGUGGGUCCGGUCGAGCUGCUUCUCUGAGUCAUCGUGCUGCUCCUGUGCGAGCGCAGUAAAAGGUGUUUUUUAAAGUUUUCUUUACUAGCAAAGUGAGUGCUUAACAUCGAGUGUGUUAAGAUGGAUGUUCACAAACAAAUCAGUGUUUUCAGUGAAUUUGUCAUGUUGUCGUGCCAUGAUUGUAACAGCUACGGAUGCUAAUACUUGUUUGGGACAUUUACUUUUUCAAAGUAAAGUUUGACUUGAUUGUAACUUACUGUAGAUGGUGUGUUACUGUUGUUAUGUUAAAAGUUAUUGAACAGAAACCGAUUUUUUUGUGCAUAAUCCAUAAAAACAAAAGCACACACACACACACACGCUGCUGUAAAUGGCAGGUGUGCAGGCUGUGAUGGGAACUCACUUGUUAUCUGGGGGAAACCGGCGGCGGCCGUGCAAACAGCCCCCUCCUAACAUGUCCCCCCCAUCACUUGGUGUCUGACCCAACAGCUGCCGGCAAAAAGGCGAGAGCCCUGUUUACUCUUCAUUACGUCAGCCGUCCACAAACACAGCAGCUCACACAGUGAGAUCCCAUCAAACAGCUCCACCACUGGAGGAGAUAACAGCAGCUGCUGCCUGAUGUUAUUAAGGUCUGUGCAUGAAGCUUUAUGAAUGGCAGCACAGAGACAAUUUGGCUGCCUGGACUCAUCCGGGGAGUCAGAAAUAGGAACGCUGGUGAUUCUACAACGAGGAUGACAUGUCUUGACAACCUGAGCACAUUUAGCUAAACUAAAAAGGUCACGUUGCUCUGAAGGAUGAAUCCGUGGAAUUAGUUCUGUGUUUCCUUCGAGCCUGUGCAGGUCCCUGCUACUUUUUGACCUCAUAACAAUAAA
Molecule: messenger RNA, 1867 nt
Organism: Platichthys flesus (European flounder)
Lineage: Eukaryota; Metazoa; Chordata; Actinopteri; Pleuronectiformes; Pleuronectidae
Product: transmembrane protein 275-like
Exons: 1
Coding region: 69-680 (203 amino acids)
Source: RefSeq, a predicted model, not a curated record